Messenger RNA from Pocillopora meandrina, 8533 nucleotides. The record is from the annotation of a GenBank genome assembly. NCBI's taxonomy places the organism in Eukaryota, Metazoa, Cnidaria, Anthozoa, Scleractinia, Pocilloporidae.
GCUUUUCAUAUCUUCGCCUCUCACUAUAUAUACUGUAUACUGUGCUAAAAAAAAUUAACAGAGGCAAUCGUUAUUCAAAGAUAACCUGUCAGGCUCGUGACAUUUCAGGUUUGCGUAACUUUUUUAAAAACUGCUGACCGCAUAACUCAGUCGAUUUGGUUACUCGCCGAGUAUUACUUGCGGGACGUUCUGUAGUGAAAUUUUUGGCGGAAAUGUUCAAAAAGCAAAAGAAGAAACCGAAACAAGAAACACAGACUGUUGAUAACAAGCUACAAAACCAACGUUCAUCAAACAUCGGCACUGAUUUGUCGUUUGAUGUCAUCGAAAAUAGAAGUGAUGGUGAAAUAACAGAUGCCGAUCAACCGGAUGGCUUUGAUUCUCAGGGGUUUGUCGAUUUGACUCCGGCAGAAAAUCGACCUGUAUUACUGGGACCCAAACAACUUUGUCAGGUAUUUAACUGAAUAGUUAAUAUUUUUUGCCAAACGACUUUUGCAUUUAUAUUCCACCCGUUUUAGAGAAAUUGUGUAACAUGUUUGAAACAAGUUCCGCGCACACAAACAAAAAAAUAUUGAGCAUAGCUUUGGUCAAAAUCUAUUUAUUUGAAACGAGCACGUUUGAACAAAACUUAUUCCUAGAAAUUUACUCUCAGUCUUACGUUCGCUCGCGAAUUUUUAAAAUCCUUUGGUUGAACUGGAUGAACCGUAAAGUUCAGCGGAAACGUGCAGUUUUUGAUGAUAUAGGUGAAGCUGUGAAAACAAAACAUUGAAAAACAAGAGACAAAACAUGUCCGUAGCAAGAAUCUUUAUUAAAAAGGUAAACGACGUUUUUGUACAAGUCUGCAGACUGUCUUAAGAGGUACUAGAUAUGUUAUUGAAUAAAGGACUUUUCCCAAGGUUUCAUCGUGCGUAAAAGCAAUAUUGGCUAUUAUUUCAAAGGUGUUAAUUUGCCACUUUCAGAACUUUCCUGAUAUCUUUUGUUAUGUUGAAAAACUCUUAAUUAGUAGCCCUUCUGCAGACAUCAAAGACGCUUUUUUUAGGAGUUUGUUUUUGUUUGUGAGUGUGGGUGCAUGUGUGUGUGCGUGUUUUUUUUCUUCCAGCACGUAUCAUUUAGUAGUCUGCACUUUGCAUAGUAUGGAAGGUGCGCGCACAGCAUCUUUUUCAAACGUUCAUCUUGCACACCAGAACCGCUGCAUUCACGUGCAGGAUCUCACCAGGCUCUGCCAUCUUUCACCUAUUUAUUCGUUGUUUAAUAAUCCAUAUUAGAUAUGUCUCUAAAUUGUAGUGAUGACUGUUUUCGGUCUUUUUAGACCUUAGCAAUACAAUAAUAUAUUACUGCUGUUUUUCUCUCUUUAUUCCAUAUUUUUGAUUAAUUCAUUUAUUCAGUAUGUUGGAACAUUUGCUGUGAGUCUGGGUACAGGAGGAGAGGGGACAAAAACACUAACAACACACAAGGAAAGAACAAGAUUUGUAAAAAAGAAACUCAAAGAAUAUCGGGUAAGUUGUAUAUCAUAGUUUAGGUUGUCAGGAUUGAGGGAUUAUAGAACCAUUUAUGUCAAGAAAUAACUUGAUGUUCUUAAUAUGCCUUUUUUUUUUAUACAGCUUUUACUGAAUGGACUUCUUUCAUCAGCUCUGAGGCAGCAUGACUUAAAAACCCUUUUGUGAUAUAAGUUUGCUGUAUUUGAAUUUAUGUAUAUAUGUUCUGCUUUAUCACAGACACAGACUACAGUAUUUAGAUUUUACCCCUUUGCAUCCUAACAUCAGUAUGUGUGUUUUCUAUACUAUUCUUUAUACAUUUUCUAAGGUGUUGAUAAGGAGAAUUUGUUUAACCCUUUAACUCCCAGAAGUGAUUAACAUAAAACUUCUCCCUACAAUAUCCAUUCUUCAGCAAACAGGUAAAGAGAAUAUUCAAAUUUAUCAGGUAGAAGCUGCUAUCUUGAUCUAGCAUCAAAUUCUUAUUGACUAAUUUACAAGGAAAUGUUUAGCAGCUACAGGGGAGAAUUAACAAUCAGAUCUUGAGAGUUAAAGGGUUAUCAAUCAAGAGCUUUAGGUUGUGAUCAUUUCCCUUUUUUUUUGUGACCUUAAUGUGCAAUUUACAGGUGAUAUACAAAGAAGACUUGAUGUUUAAAGGAUUAAGCCUUAUUACCCAAAAAAAACUGUUUUUAAUUACUAGACUGCCAGAGUCUGUAAGUCACAAACUUUCUCUGAGUGUUAAAAACUAAGAAACUGAGUGCACAUAACACAGGUUUUUUGAUCAAAGAAUAAUAAAGAAUAAUAAUACAACCCACAAUUGGAACAUCUUAAAAGAUGGAAUAUAAAAUAUAUAUGUACUUUUCAGCUGACUUAUGAUCCUGAAUUUGUUUUGAACUGGUGAAUCUACUGAUCUGCAAAGCUAUUCACCUCCUCUUAUGGAAAAAUGAAAAAAGUAAAUUUGUUUCAGUUGUAUCAAUUGUUCUGGCCUAAGUGUUUCAUAAAGGGGUGAGUUUCUAAAGAAACUGUGGUGCUGUGUUUUUGGAGGGUAGAAAAAGAUAAUUUGGUUUUAUCAACUGAGGUAUUAAUGUAAACUGGCCACCAUAAUGAGUUUCAAUGCUAAGUAUUUUAUAGGCAAGUGAAAGCAAAUAGAGAGUUGGUCUCUCCCCUAUGAAUAUAACAAGUUUUAGUUUACAUUUUAUAGCUUUAAAAUCUGAAACAUGGAGCUUGCAGUACAUGAUGUCAAAUGUUUUUAUCUUUAGAAUGCCCAGAAAGGUGUAGGUGUGGCUAUUCUCACCUCUACAGAUGGAAUCAAGGUCGUUUCUCCAGAUGGCAAGGUAGUAGAUUAACUUCUGGCUACUGUUCUUUUUAUUUUAGGAUCAUGUUUUAAAAAGUGUCAAGGGAUUUUGGAAAGAUUUAUUCUCAUUUCCUUUAUCCUGAUUUGAAAGGGGAGACUGUUUUACAAUUUGAUUGCUCAUCCCAAAACUGAAAAUCCAUCUUAUCAAUUUGAACAUAUCUUUCCUACAGGCCAUACCUGUUGGACUGACUUGUAUACUUUUGAUUUAACCCUGUAUCUCCCAGAUGGGUUAAACAUGUAACUUCUCUCAAUAGUAUCCAUACAUAAUCCAGUAAAUAGGUUAUGAGAAUAUUCAAACUUAUUGCACAGAAGUUGUUAUCUUGAUUUACCGUAUUUACCCGUGUAUAAUACACACUUUUUUCUAUAAAAAUAACCAUCAAAAUCGCGGUGCGUAUUAUACACGGUUUCUAUUGUUUUUCAAGCACAUCCUAAUUUGUAUCCGUUUAAAACACAAUAAAGAAAGUAACAAAAGCCUAGAAGUAAUUGGUCUUUAUUAGCUUGAGUUAAAUAAUCUACUGAUGAAACAUUUUUAAUUUCGAUCCACAAACACAACAAAGAAAGUAAUGAAAGCCUUGUAGUAAUUGGUCUUUAUUGGCUUGAGUUAAAUAAUCUACCAAUGAAACAUUUUCAAUUUAGAUCCAUAAAUAAAUUUAUUAGAGUAUUUAAGAAACAGCUUACGAGAUAAACAUUACAAUCAUACCGUAUUACUGUAAUCACAAGCAAUAAGAAAUCUGAAAUGGUAAUGAAACUUACCACUGCGAAACAUCAGUUGUAGGAAGAAUUAACAUUUUUUUUUGUGGUGAAAACUUUUUUCUAUGAAAAAUUUGGUCAAAAAUCGGGGUGCAUAUUAUACAUGGGCGCGUAUUAUACACAGGUAAAUACGGUAACACCAAAUUCUUGUCACUAAUUUGCAAGGAAAAGUGUAGCAGCAAGAGGGGAGAAUUAGUAAUCAGAUCCUGGGAGUUAAAAGGUUAAAGCAAUUUCCGUUCUUUCUUGUUUUCAUUUUACUAUGCCUUGAUGGAACAAGAGAGCUUGGGUCAUCCUCCCAACCAAUCAAUUUCAAAACUGAAACCAGGUGCAAUUUGAUCACUGCCAUUUUCUUAGUAUAUAUCAGGCAGUUUUUCUAGUAUUUUCUUUGAAUUCAUGUUGUUUCCUUGAAACAUUGUCCUCUGUUAUAACAGGCUAUUGUAACAGUUAUUACCUAUGGGUAUUGGUUAUAUAACAGCUAAUUAAAAAAGCAUUGUCCUUGACUGUUCUCUUUACCUCUUCUGAUGUGCCAUCGUUGGGAGGCACAACAAGAGUGAAAUUCAAUUGUCUCACCAAAGACCAAAAACAAUCACUCUCCCCAGAGCUCAAACCUCAAACUUUCCAUCCAAAUUCCAGUGUUAACCAUUUUACCUCUAUGUUUUCCUUAGUUCUUAUAUAAUAGUUUUUUAUUUCAAGAUGGUAAUACUUUGACUUUGACUGGUUGUUUUUUUGUUUGUUAGCGUGUUAGAAUGGCCCAUCCAUUACAAAGAAUCUCAUUUGCAACAUGUGAUCCAGAAUUUAGACUCUUUGCUUACAUGUCGCAUGACCCCUCCCCAGUGGGAACAGCAAUACACUGCCAUGUUUUCAUGACAAAGUACACAAGGCAGGUAUGUGAGAAUAACUUUUAAAAAGCAUUUUCUUAUAACAAUGCAAAAUUAUUGUUGCAUUUAUUCUACACUUUCAUCUUUCUGCACUUUUCUCAAAUGGGCAGCAAUUGUUGUAAGUUGUGCUCACAAGUGCAGCUGAUGUACAAGCAUUAAAUUUGAAGACCUGGGCAAAGGGUCAUGAUUGUUGAUGAUAGUCAAUAAUAUUUUAAACUUUCAUUCACUAUCACGUUUGCAUUCAAACAGUUCAUGAUAGUUGAUGAUAGGUGACAAAAUAUGCCAUGAGAUUGCAUAAUUGCAAACAACCAUCAGAUGACAUUUGAAAUUUUGGUCAAGAUGUUGCAAGUUGAAGAAUCACUAAAGCCUACCAGGAGAUAAUGAUAAUUUGAACUAUGCAGCAUUCUGCAAAAUGUUGGCAUCUAUUUUAGUCAUUUUAUCAUUUGCCAUUUUGCUUUGAGCCUGUUUUUGGCAAAACUGCUGACUGCAUUUCUAUCACCAAGUAUCAUUAGCUCAUUCAAAUGGAAAAAACUAUCAUAACUAUCAUGCCAAAUUUGUCCAAACUGCACAAUAAUUGAUGAUAGUGGAUGAUAGUGCAUUAUAAGUUGUGCUCAAACUCACAUGAUAGUUGAAACUUUCAUCAACCAUCUUGACUGUUUGAAAGACGCUUUACUUUCAAGCUUGUUCUUAGUCCUCCUGUUUUUUUUUAAUUCCCCUCUGAUAGGUUCAGAGUCUCACAGCUUUGGUUGGUAAAGCAUUUCAAGUAGCAUUUUCUGAAUCAAAGUUUCCGCAGGGAACAGAAAUUAAGCUGGAACCACUGAAGAAUGGCCCAGAUGGAAAAUCACCUCAAGGAAGGAAGUGGGUCGGUACACCCUUGCUAGGAUUUUGCUAUUAAGCUGCAUAGAUGAUUCGAGUUGAUAGUGGUUUCCAUGUCACAGAAUGUGAGGGGACAUCUUGAUGUGAAAGGUUUUCAGCCCUUUCACUUCCAAGAUCUCAUUAUAAUUAUUCUUCUUACUGUCUGCCAUCCAAUCAUGAUGUUAGUUUGGAGAAUUUGAUAUUGGAUCAACUAAUAAUCCCCUAGUUUAUAUUUUGUGUUGUUCUCAUCACUUUUCUGCUUGGUGUAGUAUUGAUAUUGUAAGGAGAAAUUCCAUGUUGGUCACUCAUGCAGGUUAAAGAGUUUAGGUGGUGGACCAUGACAUAGUGUGUGUGGUUGAUAGGGGAACUGACUACAUCUGUAAGGUGUUUAUUGCAGUGGGUUUGACUUUGAUUGUUACUGACAUGGUACAUGUGGGUCCUGGAGAACCUGGUAGUCCUGGAAUUUUAUUUUGACAUUUUCCAGGACUGGAAUGUACUGAUUCCAUAGCCUUUUUCAUCUUUUAGGCCAAGCUUGAGGCCCAACAGGGACAUGAGAAUUCUCAGCAUGCAAUGCUUGCAAAGUUAAAAAAGGAGCAAGAAAAAGCAGCGAACAGAAGUAGUUCGCCUAAUUCUUCUCCAAGGGAACAAGCCACACCUAAGGAAGAAGCAAAAGCGAUGGAGAAAGCCUCGCCAACACCGUCUAAACCAUCACCAAGGAUGGGAAGACGUAGGUCUUUUGGCAAAGCUCGUACCCCACCUGAAGUCCGCAGGUCGAAUAUUCCUCAAGGUAAUGGAGUAUUUGGGCAACACGAUAGAAAGGCUGACCCCCCCGAUGUAGUCAGCGAUGGAAGCCCUGUGGCGCAAAGGAAAAUCGAUGGAAGCCCUGUAGCACAAAGGAAAAUCGGUGGAAGCCCUGUAGCACAAAGGAAAAUCAGUGCUCCAGUUCAGGGAAACAAAAUUUACACGCCACCAUAUGAAGAACGUGCUGCAGCUCCGGUGAUUACCAGAGAACGUUCAAAUACUCCGCCACCAUCGCGGAGCGACGCAGUUUCAUCCAAACAGAAUGUUUCAAUGUUGCCAGUUGCUAAGGCUGCAUCUGACCCGAAUUUGUCAGCAGCAGAUCAUGAGCUGACAACGGGCAAUCGACACGAAUCCGUGUCUAAAAGUAACAGCCAUGAAGAUGAAAAUUGGUACAUGCCUGGGAUACCAAGGUUAGCGUCAACAUCGAACGAGUUGUAAUAGUUAUUUGGGCAAUCAGGGUUAUUAAAAAUUCACUAUGAAACUAUCUUUGGUAUUGGUUUGAUAUGAGGCCUAUAUGAGGCUUUCGCAAACAAGCAUUUCUGCGAACAAGCAGGCAGGAAACGUUUCUUGCUUGGCAGGGACAUCUUGCCCUUUCUCAAUUGGAUGACAUUUUCGCCUGAUCUGAUUGUUAAUUCUCCCUCUAGUUGCUAUAUUCGUUUUAAACUCCGUACGAGAACUUGGUGUAAAAUCAAGAAAACAGCUUCAACUUGAUAAGUUUAAGUAUUCCUGUUACCCAUUUGCUGGAUAAUGUAUGGAUGUUAUAGGGAGAGGUUACAUCUUAAUCGCAUUUGGGAGUUAAAGGGUUAAGGAAUGCAACUUAUUUUUUAACGAAGUCCCUUAAAAAAAAAAAAAAGCGAAAGGGAGUCUUUCAGAGGGUGAUAAUGCAAUAAGGCAGGCGGGACUUGACUAGCAAUAACCUUUCUAAUGAAACGAGAGUGAUCAAGAUAAUUUCAGGUAUGGUGAAUGUCAUUGUGUGUCCUCUUAUAGGGAAUUUGUGAUAGAGAUGUUACAGAAUUCAGAGGAAGGCUCAUUCUUUGUGCGCGACAGUCAAAGUAGACCAGGGUGCUUCGCUUUGACUAUGCGUGUUCCAAAGGAGGCAAAUCCUAGUGGUUUUGGAAACUUUCUGAUAGUGAAAGUGAAAGAUGGCGUCAUGAUACAGGUAAGGAGUGUUGGUUGUAGUUAAGGAAAAUACAACGAUAGUGUAUAAGUUACUCGCUCGCAUUUUCUACCGUUUGUUUCUGUUUCAGCUUCGUUCCCAAGGUGCAUAAGGUCGCUUCUUUUUUCCUCCCUUUAAAAAGGAGGCGAGGGAACCCCGAGGGUGAGAUUGUCUUGGUUGCUGUAGCUUGAAGCAAAAUAAGAGUGUAGAGUAAAGCACUGUUGGAGUUAAAACUGACAACGACCCGCCAGGGAAUCGACCUUGGAAACCCUCUUCUAAAGGCAUUCCAUAACAGUCCCUUUCACUUCACUGUUUCCCAGAAUUUAAAAAAUUUUCCACCUAGUAGGUGAACUAAUAUUUGGUUCUCCUUUCAACAGGGUUUUGAUAAAGUCUUACCGGACCUCACAGCUUUGGUUGAACACUACUCCCAACACGCUGAUGGCCUCCCCUGUAGUCUACUGAUUUCUGGUUCGAAUGUGUUAUGUGAAGAUGAAGAUUAUAUGAAUAUCGUCCCAGCAGACCCUGAUUAUCAGAGUUUAUCAGAUUUUACCGCAAUGAUGGCUGAAUUGAGUUGAGAGCAUUCCAAGUCUUAUUUAAAUGAGACAUGUAGCGGUUUGAAGAAUUGCGCUUAAAUUUUUCAAGGUCGUAAGUAGCAAUCGGAGUCAGUCUUUGCCAACCUUGAACUGGAACAUCGACAUUCCUUUUCAAAGUCUCCUUUUCUUUUCGACAUUUGUCCUCCCUAUAAAAUGAUUAUCUCAAUGUUUUAUUUGUGAUAUAAUUGGCAACAACUCAAAUAUUGUGACUUGACUACACAGUUGAUCUGGUAUUAACGGUCAUUAACCCUUUACACCCUAACAUCGGCAUGCAUAUUUUUCUUUACUGUUCUCUAGACAUUUUCGAAGAUGCCGACCAGGAGAAUUUGUCUAACAGACAAGAGCUUCUUUAGUCGUUAGUCAGUUCCUUUAUUCUCCCGACCUUGAUGUUUGAUUUAGGAGUUAUAUGGUAGGGAGAAAUUAGAUGCCAAUCACUCUUAGGGGUUAACGGGUCAAUCUUCAUUUGUCUUGUAUCUCUUAGUACAGUCUACAGACUCGAGGCAUCUAAAUUAUCUAAUGAAAUAAUCGGCGAUUCUACGAUUGAAAACAAAAUUACUAUGUCUAGUAGCCACAAAAACUACUCCAGGGAAUAUCGAGUUGUUAAUGGGGUUUGGAUAAUACUGUGUUUCAUAACGUUAUUAAUAUAUACAGGAAUGGGACCAAGGUUAAGUUAUUGU